AUGGGGCCAGGCCCAGCGGGACCUAUUGUUAAUGGCCAUGUUCAUGCUCAUGCAUCGCGACGGCGUCCGCCUCAGUACCCAUCGCUCCAGCACCAGCAUCAGCAUUCGUACCAUCAGCAACACGUCAACCACGGCCACAUGUACUACAGCAGCCCCAUGAACCCCUAUGCAAACAGCUACUAUCCUCAAGUCCAAGUGCCGCCUCAUUACCAGAACGGCACCAUACCGGCCGCGCCCUACAUACCCUACAACGCCUAUCAACAACAUCAGCCAGCGCGCUCUCCUCCGACUAUGCACCAGCACCAGCAGUAUCCCCCCAUCGUAUCUUCCAACAUGCAGCCACCUCCGCCUCCUCAAUCCUACUCAAGACCGCCUCCACAGCCGUCCCCUGCCAUGUCCACGCCGCCUCCCUUCCCGACUGCCGUGCCCCCACCUCCUGUACCUAUACCACAGACACCUGUCUCCUCGCACUCGUCCCAAGCCGUCACCGCCUCGCUGACGCCCCCUACCCCUCAAUCCCAGGUAGCGACUUCCCAGUCAGAGGUCGAGGUCACACCAGCGCGAAUCCCCUUCAGAGCACCUUUACCAUGGUUAUCACGGCCCGAACUCCCCUUCCCGGCAAAAAGCAACAAGGCCAGGAGGAGGCGGCGCAUAAUGUCAAGCGAGAAUGGGCAGGUGGAACUUCCAAUCAUACAGCCAAAUGGUGUACAGCCAGUGGACGAGUCCCCAAUCCAAAACCAGCCGGCCGAGACCCCGGCGCCCGAUACUCCCACCCAGACGAACACAGGCGGAUCUGCUGAGCCGGCAGAACGGCCAGAAACACCGUCUACCCAGAACAUUACCUCCGAAUGUGCCGAAUCUACGUCCCCUUCUACACCGGUCUCCGUUCACACCGCCCAGACCACCACUGCCGACAGUGUCACUCCCACGAAGCCUUCCAAGCCCACCCCGCGGGCAGCGAAGCCUGCAGUCCCUAUUGCUCUUCCCGUGCUGCCCAAGGCGAGCCCCAAGGACACACGGAGUACCGCAGGCAUUGAUAAGCUUGCUGCAGACCAAAAGCAGGCGGUGCCCCCAGCCACGUCAGAUAAGGCCGCCGGUGCUCAGACUAGCGCCGAGGCUACACAAUCGGCAGAGACAGAGGCUAAAGCUGAAGUAGCAUCUGCUUCAGUCAAAGUUGCACCGAAGAACUGGGCAGGCCUGUUUGCCAAGACAGUGCCGGCUGCUGCUGCGGCUCCUGGAGUCAAUGGCGUGGGUGCUUCUUCUGUGACAAAUGGUGGCUCUUCUGCCGAAGCAGUAGCUGCUGGCAAUGGCGGCGCGGCCUCUGUCGGAUUUGCUAAGGCUAAUGCUAGUUCUCUCGCUGAGGCUUUGCGUUCAUAUCGCGUUACGGGUGACUCAAAAAUUGCAUUUCUCGAGCCCAGGGGUUUAAUCAAUACUGGGAAUAUGUGUUAUAUGAAUUCGGUUCUACAAGUUCUUAUUUUCUGCAUACCUUUCUAUGACUUCUUGGAUCAGGUUAGCAAGAAGGCGGCGUAUAGUUUCAAGAGCGAAACGCCCCUAAUUGAUGCCAUGGUCAUGUUCAUGCGCGAGUUCAAAAUCAUUGACUCUGCAGUCUCUGUGGACCUGCUGCGAAGACGUUUAAAGAAUGAGGAGCUGGAGCAGUACGGAGAGCCCUUCAUUCCCGAGUUCGUUUACGAAGCCAUCAAGAAGCUUCCACGAUUCGCCAGCAUGAGGCGUGGCCAUCAGCAGGACGCGGAAGAAUUCCUCGGUUUUCUGUUGGAGACUUUGCAGGAUGAGUGCUCGCUGAUUAUGCGGCACCUACCGGACUCGUCUUUGACUACAACAACCGCAGCAAACUCUUCUGUCGUGACACCGACGGUGUCGUCCCCCACAAGCAUCGUCGAUACAAGUGACUGGCUUGAAGUCGGCCCACGGCAACGUGCAGCAAUUACACGUUCUUCUGGGCAAGCAACCUUAUCGUCGCCUAUUACGAGAAUCUUCGGGGGGCAAUGGCGAUCCGAGCUGAAGGUGCCAGGUUGCAAGGACUCGGUUACUCUCCAGCCUUUCCAGUCGCUACAGUUGGACAUUAGCUCGCCCCAGGUACAUAAUAUCGUAGACGCCUUGAAGAAUUUGACGCGGCCGGAGAUUUUGUACGGAGACUUCCAUUCGCCCAGGGGUAAAGAUGCUACGGCCACCAAGCAAGUCUCCAUCGAGUCUCUUCCGUCUGUCCUAAUCCUCCACCUCAAACGCUUCCAGUACGUCAAUGCCGAGGGCGGUACUGUCAAGAUCUGGAAACAGGUUGGCUAUCCCUUGGAGCUAGAGCUUCCCAAGGAAGUCAUUUCGCGGCAGAAGAAGGCCAGUUUGUCCGCCGAGGGCGCCGGUUUCCCCAAGUACCGACUCAUCGCUGCAGUUUAUCAUCACGGUAAAAACGCAAGCGGUGGCCACUACACGGUAGAUGUUCGCCGCCAGGAUGGCAAGGAAUGGAUUCGCCUCGAUGAUACGGUGAUCCGAAGAGUAAGAAGUGAGGAUGUUGCCGAAGGUGGCGUGGAGGAAGAUGUCAGCAAGCAGAACGAGAGCAAGGACAUCGGGGGUUCAGCCAACCGGUUUGACAGCAUCGGCGAAGAGGAAGGCUGGAACAAGGUCAGUGCCCCCACCGGGGGUGCGAAGAAAUGGAGCAGCGUGGUCAACGGAGCUGCAAGCAAACCCGUCGCCGCACCCAAGGGCAAGCAGGUGAAGGAUAACAUGAAGGACAACAAGGUCGCAUACCUUCUGUUCUACCAAAGAAUCUAG
This is a messenger RNA of Pseudomassariella vexata, 2784 nucleotides long. RefSeq lists its product as uncharacterized. The coding region runs from base 1 to 2784 and encodes 927 amino acids. Gene Ontology annotation, cellular component: cytosol; nucleus. Lineage: Eukaryota; Fungi; Ascomycota; Sordariomycetes; Amphisphaeriales; Pseudomassariaceae. Gene Ontology annotation, biological process: protein deubiquitination. Gene Ontology annotation, molecular function: cysteine-type deubiquitinase activity; cysteine-type endopeptidase activity. The transcript is spliced from 5 exons. The record is from RefSeq and is a predicted model, not a curated record.